Engraulis encrasicolus (European anchovy) is the source of this 1175-nucleotide messenger RNA. RefSeq names its product integral membrane protein 2C-like. Gene Ontology annotation, cellular component: plasma membrane; extracellular exosome; Golgi apparatus. The record is from RefSeq and is a predicted model, not a curated record. NCBI's taxonomy places the organism in Eukaryota, Metazoa, Chordata, Actinopteri, Clupeiformes, Engraulidae. Gene Ontology annotation, biological process: negative regulation of amyloid precursor protein biosynthetic process. Gene Ontology annotation, molecular function: amyloid-beta binding. The coding region runs from base 135 to 1073 and encodes 312 amino acids. The transcript has 7 exons.
GGACUUCCGGUGCUGAGGAGCGGCUGAGAGCUGAGAGCAUCCGCGAGGGGAGCGGCAGGAACAAAAGCAGCUCGCGCAUCAACCGUUAGUCAGGAAAAGGCUAAAGACUCGUCUCGUCGCGGGAGACACGCGCCAUGGUGAAGAUCAGCUUCCAGCCGGUCGCGGGACCGAAAGCGGAGAAGGAAGAAACACAACAGCCGCCGCCGCAGCAGCAGCCAGCCGUGCUCAUCACUCACCCCCACGACCCCCCGCCCCACCUGAUGAAGAGGUCUUCUGUGGCGUCUCUGUGCUGCUUGACGUUCGCUCUCCUCGUCUUCACCUGCAGUCUACUCUACGCCUGUGUGUACAUCUACACACACUACAUCAUCCCACAGCACACCUGCAGCCUGCUCUACGCCUGUGUGUACAUUUACACACACUACAUCAUCCCACAGGUCCCCGCCCAGUCUGAGUUCCGUUGCCGCGUGGUGUACGAAGACGACGACGCCAUGAUGAUGUCAUCAGCACCUCUCCGCACGCUGCCGUCCCGCACGCGUCCACACACGCUGCUGCACUCACACACGCGUCCGCGCACACACACACACACCCUGUCGCUGGAGGAGAAGGUCGACAUCUUCCUGCAGCAAAACUACGAAGUCAUCAGCGUGCCAGCGGCGGACCUCAGCAGCACACACACACACACACACCCGGCACAGAUCGUCCACGACUUCCACCAGGGUUUGACCGCCUAUCAUGACUUGACGCUGGAUAAAUGCUACGUCAGCAAACUCAACACCUCCGUUGUCAUGGAACCCAGAAACCUGUGGGAACUCCUCAUCAACAUCAAGAGGGGUUCCUAUCUCCCGCAGCGCUACCUGAUGCAGGAGCAGAUGAGUGUGUCGGGCCGCAUCGCUGAACUUCGACCCCUGGGACCCUACAUCUCCAACAUAUGCAGCGGCAAAGAAACCUACCAGCUGACGCCCACACACACACACACACGCCGUGUGUAUAAAAGGGGCGUGGCUAACUGCUUCUCGAUGCAUCACUUUGAGAACACCUUCGUCAUGGAAACGCUCAUCUGUGAUAACCAAUAGGACGCCAGGACAGACGCGCACGCCCAAAUAUGGAUAUCAGCCAUCACUUCCUGUCACAUGCUCAUGUCAAUCCUCUCCCACCACACACACACACACACACAC